Molecule: messenger RNA, 2507 nt
Organism: Marchantia polymorpha subsp. ruderalis
Lineage: Eukaryota; Viridiplantae; Streptophyta; Marchantiopsida; Marchantiales; Marchantiaceae
Source: the annotation of a GenBank genome assembly
GUCGUCAGUGAAGGGGUUCCUACGAACGCGAGAAAGCGAGUGGAGUCGAAUGUGGGUGUCUGUGGCGACUGGAGCAUGCUUCGAAGGCUUGUCUGCCUGAUCACCCUCGUCUAACAUCGAUCUCGACAGAUGAAGCACAAGGUUGCAAAUUAUGGCUGACAGACGUCCCGCCGAUAAGCAGCGGAGGUGUAUGUGGCGUACCAGAAUUCUGUGCUAAACCCUAGGAAGGUUUUCGAUGGCAGCAGAGGACUGAGGGUUGUGGAAUCUGGUUGAAUUGCUGAUGGGGUACGUUUGAAUCGAGCAAGCACGUCUUCACGGGGCCUUUUGAAAAUCACAGGAAUGGGAAUCGCAGAAGUCGCAGAAAUGGUUUCAAACGAGAAGCCUGAGUCAGAGGUAGGAGGGGGAGGAGACAUGGAGGACAUCGAGGACAUGGCAAAGGGUUUACAAGCUGGAUUUCCAAACCGUGAGUUGCGCUCUUCAGUUUCGUACAAAUCUCGCAAGAACAUCUCAACGAGGAGGAGUUCCACGGUGAAAUUAGCUGAUGUUCAUGUUUCUUCCGAUGGCUUGUCUGGAAACUAUAUACCUGGAAGUCAGACCAUAUAUUUGAAAACCUUUGGAUGUUCUCACAAUCAGAGUGACAGUGAGUACAUGGCUGGCCAGCUUGCUGCAUACGGCUACUCCAUCACAGAGGAACCGGAAGGAGCUGAUUUGUGGCUUAUAAAUACAUGCACGGUGAAAAAUCCCAGCCAGUCAGCGAUGGAGACUAUAAUUCGUAGAGGCAAGGAUGCCAAGAAGCCUCUGGUGGUAGCUGGUUGUGUUCCGCAGGGAAAUAGUAACUUGAAGGAACUGGAAGGAAUAAGCAUUGUUGGAGUUCAACAGAUAGAUCGAGUAGUGGAGGUAGUAGAGGAGACUCUGAAGGGUCAUGAGGUUCGACUCUUGCGUCGGCAAACUCUUCCUGCACUGGAUCUACCGAAGGUGAGGAAGAACAAGUUCGUCGAGAUAAUCCCCAUAAACGUGGGUUGUCUUGGGGCUUGCACGUACUGCAAAACCAAGCAUGCGCGAGGGCACCUUGGAAGCUAUACUGUUGCUGCUCUUGUAGAGAGGGUAAGGUCCGUCAUAGAUGAUGGUGUAAAAGAGAUUUGGCUUAGUAGCGAGGACACAGGAGCUUACGGUCGAGAUAUAGGUACGGAUUUGCCAACACUUUUACGAGCUCUCAUAGCAGAGCUCCCUGAGGACAGGAGCACAAUGUUGCGGAUUGGGAUGACUAAUCCACCAUACAUCUUACAGCACCUUGAAGCAAUAGCUGAGGCUCUACGACAUCCAUGCAUGUACUCUUUCCUCCACGUGCCAGUCCAGUCUGGGAGCGAUGCUGUUCUAAGUGCAAUGAAGAGAGAGUACACCGUUUCGGAAUUCCGACAAGUUGCCGAUACUCUUUUGCGCCUGGUCCCUGAGAUACACAUUGCAACAGAUAUAAUUUGUGGCUUCCCUGGCGAGACUCUUGAGGAUUUCGAGCAGACCGUGGCACUUAUUCAGGAGUACAAAUUUCCUCAAGUCCACAUUUCACAGUUCUAUCCAAGACCAGGCACUCCAGCCGCUCGAAUGAAGCGUGUCCCCACUGCGGAGGUGAAGAAGCGUAGUCGGCAACUGACGAGCGUAUUUGAAAGUUUUAAUCCAUACGAGGGCAUGGAAGGCAAGGUCGAAAGGGUCUGGAUUACUGACGUUGCUGCAGACGGGAUUCAUCUCGUAGGGCACACAAAGUCGUACGUGCAGGUACUACUUCCAGCUUCGGAUGUUUUGCUGGGGUCCAAUGUCGACGUGAAAAUAACCUCUGUUGGUAGAUGGUCUGUUAUGGGCGAACCCGUUCAUCCCCUGUCGAGUGUUGUAGGUGAAGUCGGAGGUCAUGUAAAUUGGUGGGAGGCGUCUGAGUCUGUUCGUGGACAUCAGAUGCGAAGUGACAAUCGCAGUUGUAGCGACAUGGGGUCCGAGACAUGUGCUUGUGCAGAGGACAGUGAGAAUCACUCCGAAGCUAAGAAACCCUGCUCGUCGGCAUGCGGUACUGAUGUUUUGGAAGAAAAUCUUAAGAAAGUGAGAUUUGGACUAGAUGAAGUGAAACUGCUUCCUUUGGUUACGAGAACUUUUUCUUCAGACAAAGGUCUUGGUAACAAUUAUGAAAAGUCCGUCCCUUCGAAUACUCGAAACAGGAAAGUGUCCAGAUCCCUAAGGGGUCAGAGGAUAGGCGUGAGCUUAAGUGGAGAGUAUAUGACGGUUAACGACGAGUAUGAAAGCCGUAGAGAAGCAAGAGCAGUAAACUACAAGGUAGGAAAGGGUUCCAUGGCCUUAGAGAUUUUGAGGGAGCGAUGGUCCUGGGUGGACUGGGCUCUAAUUUUUGGAAUGUGCAUCAGCGUGUUGGGUAUCAUCAUCGGCUUUUGUGGUCUCCUCUACCCUCGAAUUGUAGCAUAAGAAUAUCUUUAUUUAUUCAAUACCUAAUUCCAAGAGUUUCCUCGACU